This is a messenger RNA of Lodderomyces pseudojiufengensis, 1404 nucleotides long. RefSeq lists its product as uncharacterized. Lineage: Eukaryota; Fungi; Ascomycota; Pichiomycetes; Serinales; Debaryomycetaceae. Gene Ontology annotation, biological process: mitochondrion distribution. The record is from RefSeq and is a predicted model, not a curated record. The transcript has a single exon. The coding region runs from base 1 to 1404 and encodes 467 amino acids. Gene Ontology annotation, cellular component: cytoplasm.
AUGAAUGGAGAAAUAUUUAAUUUAUCUUAUGGUCAAUAUUCAAAUAAUACAUUAACUCAUUUAUAUAAUUAUCAAGAAUCAUUAAUACCAUAUACUAAGGAAACAAAAUUAACUAAUGAUUUAAAUGUAUUUCUUUAUAGAUCUAAACAAAAUGAUAAAUCAAUAAAUUAUUAUCCAAGAGCUAUAAUUUAUGAAUUAAGAGGAGGAUUAGGUUCAUUAAAUAAAUAUGAAUAUUCAGAAAAUAUACCGGCUUAUGAUAUGCAAAUUAUAAAUAAACCAACUACAACCACUAAAAAUGAAUAUCAAAGAAACCUAGAUAUAUCAGGUGAAUCAAAUUCAAAUUUAUUAAACACAACCAAUACAAAAUAUUGGACAGAUUUUAAUAAAUUAAUAUAUAAUCCAAAAUCAAUAAUAACAACUCCAAAUUAUAUGCAUAACUACAAAGAUUAUGGAACUCAUUAUAAUUUUCCAAAUUUAAAAUUUGAUAUAUUUGAAAACGGAGUUGAAGAAUUUCGAAAUUGUGAAUUUGAAACAGAAGAUAAUUUUAGAUAUUGGAUUGAAAAAUGUGAUUUUUUACAAGGUUUACAAAUUAAUACAUCUAUAAGUGAUUCUUGGGGUGGGUUCACGAAUUCAAUGAUUGAAUUUUUACAAGAUGAAUUUUUUAAUAAUAAGGGUAAUUUUUGGAUUUUUGGAGAUAUUCAAACAGUUUCUAAACAAUCAACUACUAAAAUAUCAGAAAUUAAAACAUUUUUAGAAUGUUUUAAAAAUUCUACUUUAUUUUUCCCAUUAAAAUUAGAUUUAAAUUCUUCCAUAUUAAACUUGGAUAAGAAUUCAAUUUGGCAAACUUCUUGUAUUUCCUCCAUUUUCAUAAAUUCUAUAUGGGGUUUAAAUAAUUCAAUUGAUGAUCCAAUAAAUAUGUCAACAUUAUCGAAUUUAAUAACAAAAGAUGAUGAAAAUAGAAAGAUAAUCAAUGAAAUUAAAAUUAUAAAUGAUGGAAAUUUAGGAGAUAUAGAUUAUACCACUAUAGAUUUAAAUAAUUUUGAACCAAAUAUAAAUUUAGGAAUUUCAACCACUACUAACAAUGAUACAAAAUAUUAUUCAAAAAAUAUUAUAACUAGCAACAUAGAUAUGGAUAUUGAUAAUACAAAUAUUUUUAAUAAUCCAACAAUUACCAAUAUUUUAGAUGUUGAUACUUUUCCAAAAGUGCUAAAGACUAAAGACUUCCAUACUGAAUUUAAUGUAAAUUCAAACUUGAAAAAUUUAUUAAAAGAAAAUAAAAAAUUUAUACAACGAGUACGAAAUUUAAAUAUCGACGUAAGAGAUGAAUUAAUUGAUGAUAUAUCAAAUUUAAUUCUGAUAUAUUCAUCAGGUUUUGAAUCAGAAGAUGAAGAAUUUUAUGAUUAA